UUUAUACAAGUUUUACUUUCACCUUUUCAUCAUUAGCGUUUCCGCUAACAAAAAACUGAUUAAUUCAAACUCAUUACUCUUUAUUAUUUUAAAACUAAUUUUUAAAUGCAUUUGCACAGAGUUGUAAUUUUUUGGUAGUUUUAUUUUAAGAAUAAAACAUUUUUACUGAUCAUUUCUGCAUGCGCAACACAGGAAAUGUCAUGCAGCGCCAUUUCGAGGCAGUGACCAUCAUGGAGUAAGAACAUGUCAGUAGUAGAGAAUCAGACAGAGUUGAGGGCAGCACUACUUGGAUGGCACAGCUCAGGGAAGACAUCGGUGAUCAACACUAUAUUGGCGGCCAGUGAAGUAGAGAUAAAGGAAUUGACAGAUGAAAAUGUGAAGAGAGAGGGAUUUAUUGAUGGGAAAAGAGUCCUCUUGGUUGAGACACCAGGCUGGUGGAAAGAGUUCAGUUUAAAUGAUUUAUCAAACAUUUCUAAACAGCAGUUGGUGCGCAGAGUGUCUCAGUGUUCACCUCAUGCUGUCAUAAUCACCAUUCAGGCAGAUUUGAAAUUUAAUGAAUCUGAUGGAAAAGGUUUGGUUGAACACGUCGAGCUACUUGGUCCAAAUGUCUGGGCACAUGCUAUAGUACUCUUCACAAGAGGGGACUUGAUUAAAGAGAAAGACAUAGAGCGAGAUAUUAAGAGAGCAGGACCAGCGCUCAAGCGGCUCAUUGAAAAGUGUGGAAAUGAAUAUCAUGUUUUUAAUAAUUCUAACCAUCAUGACAAAACCCAAAUCACAGAGUUGCUAGAGAAAAUGGUAGGAAUUGUCAAAAAGAAUGAUGGCAAGCACUUCAGCGUUGACCUAAAAAAAGUAAAGGAACUCAACAUCAAGUGGGGGGAAAUUCAGACGAGAGCACGUGCUAGAAAAGCCAAAGUACAGGCGCAAAGUUCAAUAAUUCAAGAUAGAGCCUACGUGCGUCGUCUUGAGGAGAUCAGAGUAGUUCUUCUGGGAUGGGUGAUCGCUGGGAAAAGUCUUGCUGGAAACACCAUCUUGAACCGCGAUGAAUUUGUCACUGGAGGGAGAACAGAAAAGGGAACAAGAGGCUUCAGCGAUGUGGAUGGAAGGAAGAUGACCGUACUGGACACUCCUGGCUGGUGGAAGUAUUUUGCAUCAGAAUUAAACCCAGAUUUUGUUAGAUCUGCAAUUCUAGACAGCAUUUCAGAAUGUACGAAAUUUCCUCAUGCCAUGAUCCUAGUGAUUCCGGCAGAUACUUCAUUUCAGCAAGAACAAAGAAGAAUCAUUCAAAAAAAUAUGGCCAUCCUUGGUGAGGACGUCUGGAGACACACCAUAGUUUUGUUCACGCUGGGCGACAAACUUCCUGUCGUCUCAAUCGAGGAGCACAUUGAGAGUGAAGGAGACGCACUCCAGUGGCUGAUUGAGAAAUGUGGGAACAGAUAUCACGUCUUUGACAACACAGACAGGAAGAAUCGAGAUCAAGUCACACAGCUGCUCCAGAAGAUUGAUCAGAUGGUGGCAGGAAACUGUUUGUUCCAUCUUGACACUACAGCGAAAUACAGUGAUGUUGAGUCACACCUUCAGAGAACUGAUACCCAGGAAAAUGUGACGAUAGAGGAGAUCAAACUGAAGGAUAUCUGCCAUUUUCUGGAUGAGGGGAUUAACAGGAAGUUAAAAGAGAUAAGAGAGAAGAUAGAAAGCAUAUGGAAGGAUAUCAUGGAAGAAAACCUAUACCUUGAUGAAUAUAGAAGCAUGGAUUCUCCAGUUAACUUUCGAAAUGAAUCUCCUAAAUCCUCUGAGCCAGCGGAAGUGAUCACUACACCUCAACAGGACAGAAUCCUUGAGCACAUUAAGACACUUCUGGAAAGAGAAUUUAGCAGAUGGGAAAAUGUUAUGAUAUCUGGAGUCCGAAAAAGUUUGCUGGACAUUAAAUCAUUUGAGCUCUCUCAGGAGGAAAAGAUCCAGAAGUCGAAGGACGCAGUUGAGGGGUGGCUACAGAACCAUCGACAUUAUGUUGAACAUACUAUAGAAAAAAUACAAGAUACAGAAUCUGUGAUCAAGCCAAAGAGACUGAAGACAAGACAUGAUGAUGACAUCAGAGAAGUGACUUAAAACCUGCUGUGAAACAUCAAACCAUCCAAAAUUAUAAUAAAAAAGAAACUAAAUUGUGUUCAUACUUUGUAUUUUACUAAUGGUGACUCUGAUGUAAAGAAGGCGUUGUAUUAUCUGCCAUUUCAGUGUCAUGUUCUAAUGAGAAACAAUAUUACUAUAUAAUAUAUUAUAACAGACACAUUUUUUAUCUCAAUCUUCAGAUCAUUUUGUAGCAUUGUUAAAUUUUUAUGUGAUCACAAAUGGGAUACAUAUACAGUAUGUAAACACCGGUGAUUUGUUAUUAUGUUGUAAAAGCAUAUCUAUAUUCCUAUAAUAGAUUAUGAGUCAUUUUAAAGCUAUUAGGUACAUUUUUGCAUUGAAGUAUCAAGAAUUUAGCAUCGGAAAAUCCUCCUGGCAAAUACUGUAACUUGAAAAUUCUGUGGAAAAAUGACAUUUUUUGGAAGCAACAUAUAAAUUGUACAUUUUUCAUUACAUAACGGUAGAUGUUUUACUGGUGCCCAAUAUUUUUGGAAGAGAGUUGGGUGGAGCUAUUCUGUUAUAGCACUGAUCCUCCAAUUCAAGCUAAAUCCCUGCACUUAACAAACACUGAAAAAAUACUUUAGCCUAUUUGAUUUAUGCAUUUCAAUUAUAUAAUCAAAUUUUAUUGUGUAAUUUUUUUUUACAAAAAUUAAAUCUUCCAAGUAUUUUAUUUUUUACACUUUGUUAAAUAUUACUCAAUUCAAUUUGAUGGAUUUUUGUUAUGAAAUUUAAAUGUGUAAAUCUUCAAAAUAAGGCUAAAACAUUUGUCUGCGUGACACAUACGUGUUAUGAUAUAUUGAAAACAAUUUGAAUAGUGUAGUUUAGUAAGCAAACCCAUCAAUGUAUAAACAGGUCAGUUGUCACUAAUAGAGGAAGACCAUUUCACCUUUCUCUUUGGCUCUGUUUCUGGAACAAAUAACACGUUGUUACUCACAGAACAGUACCUUUAUUAGUAUACCAAAGGAAAAUGAAGUGUGUUUGCAUUCUCCCUGAGUAAGUCAUGUUGAUUUCUGUGUAUUGAGGCUGUUUUCUGAAAUGUAUUAUUGGGAAAAUAUGUUUAUUGAAAAUACUUCUGGUUAUCAGAGUUGUUUUGUGUUCGUUGUCAUCUGAGCAGCUUCCCUGAUAAUCUGGUUUCAAGAUGUUAUUCCAUGUUCUUUCACUUUCAGCCACAUUUUCUGUGUAACAGUUUGUUAAGUUGGUAUAUACUCUUGUCCGUCAUGUAGAUUUGUACUGGUUUGAUUUUUCUGUCAGGACUUCGACACAGAAGGCGAGACCAAGUGAGAAAAAUGGAUCAAGUUAAAGUUCACAGACGAUUUGUCAAGAUAUCAAAUGUCACUUUCAUUUGAUUAAUUUUCUAUGUUUGUUAGACAUGUUAUACAGCCAGGGACUGCUGUA
Messenger RNA from Xyrauchen texanus (razorback sucker), 3519 nucleotides. Its product is annotated as GTPase IMAP family member 8-like. Lineage: Eukaryota; Metazoa; Chordata; Actinopteri; Cypriniformes; Catostomidae. The record is from RefSeq and is a predicted model, not a curated record. The transcript is spliced from 7 exons. The coding region runs from base 244 to 2106 and encodes 620 amino acids. Gene Ontology annotation, molecular function: GTP binding.